CCCCGGUUGGUCCUUACUGACGUCACUUCCUUUAGUCAUCUACAGAAUCGCCUGUUUGAAGAAGUGCGGAACGGCGGGCCACGUUUUGUUAGUUUCUUUUUGUCUCAGUCUGGGUCAACGUACCGUCCCCGAGCCUGUGAUUGACUUUAUUACCCGCUCAUGUCUGGAAACCCGUCGUAGCAGAUAAACAGUCGGCAGUACCAGCUCGUGUUUUGUGACCCGCCAAAAACCCGCAGAAGUUCAGCGAGGAAGUGACCAUUUUGUGAGCUGGCUGUUUCCACCAUCGAGACAUUGAAGUUGAGAAAAUGAGUGGCGGGUUUAACUUCGGUCAGGCCACCACGGGCUUCUCUUUCGGAGCUCCGAAGCCGGCAGCCGCGGCCCCCGCCACAGGCUUCGGGAUGACCGGCUCCGUGCCUGCGGCCGCCGGAGGAGGCUUCGCGUUCGGCAGCCCCCAGGCCGCCGCCAACAACAACAACCCCGCCGGCUCGUUCAGCUUUGGCACCCCAGCAAAGAGCACCCCAGCCGGCGGAGGCUUCUCCUUUGGGACCCCCAACGCCUCAUUCGGCAUGGGCACCCCUCAAGCCGCAGCAGCACCACCACAGGGGCUGACUCUGGGCACCACAGCAGCUCCAGCCAUGGGGUCAGGGUUCCCCAUGGGCACGGGUUUGUCAGCACAGACCACCAUGGCCUCCAUGGCCUCCAUGGCCGCUCCUGCAGGAGGGGGCUUCGCCUUUGGUACACCUGCUCAAGCUCAACAACCCCAACCUGUGGUUCAACACCAACCUGCAGCACCACCAACAGCUGCAGUGACAGCCACUACAGGAGCAGGCGGCAUGUCGUUUGGAGGGUUCAGCUUUGGAGCCACCAAGGUCCAGGCCACCACGGCUGCAGCCCCGGUUGCUGCCCCCACUGUCGCCCCAGGAGGGGGCUUCAGCUUUGGCAACAGCGCUCCGUCCAACCUUACCAUGGGCAUGCAGGCCCAGCAACCACCCACUGCUGCAGUCACGGCAAGUCAGGGUGGAGGAUUUGCCUUUGGGAUUAAACCCUCAUCAACCCCAGCUCCUCUUGCUUCAACCCAGGCCACCCUAGCUCCAGGCCCGUCUCUCUUUGCUUCACCCAUCCCUACAGCUGCAGUUGCUGCUGCCGCCGCCGCCACUGCUGCUGCUGCUACUGUCACUGCAGCUGCAACAGCCACAGGCUUCACUUUGGGUGUAGCUCCAAACUUAGCAGCAAGCACUGCUCCUGCAACCACCACAGCAGCUGGUGGAGGUUUGGCUUUUAUGCUCAAACCUCUGGGGGCAGCUACCAUCACCUCCACCUCUGUCCCCAUCUCCGCCCCUGCUUCCACUGUUGCAGCUGCCACAACAGGUGCUGCGACAGCCUUUACACUGGGGCUCAAACCUUCAACAACCGGUAUCACAGCAACUUCUACGGCAACAACCAUCUCCACAACCACUGCUCCUCCAGUGAUGACCUACGCCCAGCUAGAGGGUCUCAUUAACAAGUGGAGCCUUGAGCUCGAGGACCAGGAGAGACAUUUCCUACAGCAGGCUACUCAGGUGAAUGCCUGGGACCGCAUGCUGGUGGAGAACGGAGAGAAGAUCACAUCCCUGCAUAAGGAGAUGGAGAAGGUGAAGCUGGACCAGAGGAGGCUAAACCAGGAGCUGGAUUUCAUCCUGUCCCAACAGAAAGAGCUGGAGGACUUACUCUGCCCGCUCGAGGAGUCGGUGAAGGAGCAGAGCGGAACCAUCUACAUGCAGAACGCCGACGAGGAACGUGAAAGAACGUACAAGCUCGCCGAGAACGUGGACGCACAACUGAAGAGGAUGUCGCAGGAUCUGAAGGAGAUCAUCGAGCACCUGAACACGUCCAGUGGCCCAGCAGACACCAGUGACCCGCUUCAGCAGAUCUGCAAAAUUCUCAACACCCACAUGGAUUCACUUCAGUGGAUCGAUCAGAACUCUGUUCUUCUGCAGAGAAGAGUGGAAGAAGUGUCUAAAUUGUGUGACAACCAGCGCAAGGAGCAGGAGAAAACCUUUCGUUUAACGUUUGACUGAUCUGGAAUAAAUAUGUUGACAUGUAUAUUGACAUAAUGAUUGAGUCGUUCUAAAGAGGGAAGUCUUUUUAGGGGUUUAGAUAUUUUGAAUGCAAAAAACAAAAAAAACAUUCACGAUUCCUGUUAACUUGCUUUUUUUUCUUUAAGCUGAGUCGUUUGGUUGCAUAAAGAUCUAUAUUUCCGAUGCAAUAGCUUUUAUAUAGAGUAGUGAAGCAAAUGAUCUGUUCUCAUGUAAAUGCUAUGGUUGUUCUAAAUAGUAUGAUUAAAUA
Molecule: messenger RNA, 2325 nt
Organism: Anoplopoma fimbria (sablefish)
Lineage: Eukaryota; Metazoa; Chordata; Actinopteri; Perciformes; Anoplopomatidae
Gene: nup62l
Product: nucleoporin 62 like
Biological process (GO): RNA export from nucleus; protein import into nucleus
Cellular component (GO): nuclear pore; nuclear pore central transport channel
Molecular function (GO): phospholipid binding; structural constituent of nuclear pore
Source: RefSeq, a predicted model, not a curated record